Messenger RNA from Cuculus canorus (common cuckoo), 32242 nucleotides. It is a transcript of the gene OBSCN, whose product is annotated as obscurin, cytoskeletal calmodulin and titin-interacting RhoGEF. NCBI's taxonomy places the organism in Eukaryota, Metazoa, Chordata, Aves, Cuculiformes, Cuculidae. Gene Ontology annotation, molecular function: guanyl-nucleotide exchange factor activity; protein kinase activity; protein binding. The record is from RefSeq and is a predicted model, not a curated record. The transcript is spliced from 121 exons. Bases 247 to 30774 code for a protein of 10175 amino acids. Gene Ontology annotation, biological process: protein phosphorylation.
CAGCAAAGCCACUGCCGGGGGGACUUGCGGGGACCUUCUGCUGCACAUCCCUGCCAUCGCUGAGGUUUCUGUUUUAUUUUCCUGGAGGGGAAAGGGGGGAGAACCAAAACCAACAUGGUCUCCCCAUGUCCUCUGUUCCCCUUUUCCACCUUCCCCCUUCUGUCCCCUCAGUAGGAAUCGGCUUUUUCUCACCUUCCUUAGUGCUUUAUUUCUCCUCAGAACCUGACAAGACUCCAGGAAACCAAGAUGGAUUACAGCUCGUUCAGUGGAGUCCCCCGGUUCUUGACUCGGCCUAAGGCAUUUAUGGUGUCUGUGGGGAAAGAUGCCACCUUGAGCUGUCAGAUCGUUGGAAACCCCAUCCCAGUUGUGAGCUGGGAAAAGGAUAAACUUCCAGUACAGUCUGGAGGAAGGUUUAAAACCACAGAAGAUGGCGAUCUCUAUAGGCUAACAAUCUAUGAUCUGAGUCUGGAGGACAGCGGCCAAUACAUCUGCCGGGCCAAGAAUACCAUUGGGGAAGCUUUUGCAGCUGUCAGCAUCAAAGUUGGAGAGGAGACCACAGUAACAGAGUCAGCCCCAUACUUCAUCCAGAAACCUUCCUCCAUCAAAGUAACUUUGGGAGAAGAUGCCAUGUUCAAAUGCAAAGUCCAGGGCAGCCCUCCCCUCUCGGUGAACUGGGAGAAGGAUGGGAGACACCUGCGGAACCAGGCUGAUGCUGGUCGCUUCCAGAUUGAGUCUGCUGGGGAGUCAAAUGCUCUAACCAUCCAGUGUGCCCGGCUUGGGGACAGUGGCACCUAUACCUGCCGGGCAGAGAAUCCCAUCGGCUCUGCCAGUGCUUCGGCUGCACUGGUGGUGGAAAUGCAAGGCUCUUCCAACCCAGGCAGCAGACACUUUGAUACCAGCUGUGGCAAGACUGCAUCCUUAUUAUCUCACUUGCAAAAGAGGCGGGAGGAGAUCAGGAAGAUAGAUAUCUCCCAAGGGGCACUUGAUUCAACUUCUGCUCAGUCUUACUCCAAAGUAGAAGGAUUGUCUGGCAUUGGCUAUAGCCUCUCCCGGGAUUAUGAGAGAGCGGCUGGACUUGCCACCAAAGGGACCCGCAAUGCAACAUUUGGGGCAUUGACACGCACAUGCAGCGUGACAGAGGGGAAGCACGCCAAGCUGAGCUGCUAUGUGACGGGUGAGCCUAAGCCAGAGAUUGUGUGGAAGAAGGACAACGAGGUCAUUUUGGAAGGGCGGCGGCAUGUCAUCUACGAGGAUGAUCAGGAGAACUUUGUUCUGAAGAUCCUCUUCUGCAGACAGAUAGACAAUGGGCUGUACACCUGCACAGCCUCCAACCUGGCAGGUCAGACGUACAGCUCUGUGCUUGUCACCGUCAAAGAACCCUCAAUACCUUUCAAGGAAAAACUGAAGGAUCUUGAAGUGAGGGAGAAGGAAUCUGCCACCUUCCAAUGUGAAGUGCCUGUUCCUAGUACUGAGACAGCUUGGUUCAAGGAGGAAACCAAACUCUGUCAGAGCAAGAAAUACAACAUUGAAGAGGAGGGCACAUAUCGCCGGCUCACUGUCCAGAAUGUCACUGCAGAUGACGAUGCUGUAUAUAUCUGUGAGAUGAAAGAAGGGAGCAGGACCAUCGCAGAGUUAUCUGUCCAAGGGAACAUCAUUAAAAAGCUUCCAAGGAAGACUGCGGUCUUCGUAAAUGAUACAGCCAUCUUCUGCGUGGAGCUGGACAAUGAAUGCCAGAACAUCCGAUGGCUGAAAAAUAAGGAAGAAGUGAAACCCAGUGAUCGAAUCUCCAUCACAUGCUCCGGCAAGCAACAUACCAUGAUCAUCCGAGAAUGUAAGAUGGAAGAUGCUGGUGAGAUUGCCUUCCUGGCUGAUGAAAGCAGGACUACUACCCAGUUCACUGUGACCACUCCCAAAAAACCUCCCACCCAACCCCCAGCUGACCCUGUGGUGAAAAAUAAAACAGAAACCUCAGUGACGCUAGCAUGGUCCCCUCCGAAGAUGGACCGCCCCAUUCCAGUUGAUGGCUACAUUGUGGAACGCAAGAAACUAACUGGCUUUACAUGGACGAGGUGCCAUGAGUCCCACGUCCCUGUCCCAGAGUUCACAGUGAGCAACCUGUCAGAAGAGGCUGACUAUCAGUUCAGAGUGUCUGCAGUCAACGCCUACGGACAGAGCCCCUACCUGGAGUUCCCAGGGAGCGUGCACCUUGAACCAGUCCUGGCUGUGAAAACCCCCCUGACAACUGCUGAAGCUGUAGCUGGAGGGGAUGCCCUGUUUACUGUUGACCUUACAAGAACAUGUUCUGGCACUUGGUACCUUAAUGGUAAAGUCUUACAGGAAAGUGAGACCUAUAUCAUUAAGAGAACUCAAACUACUCACACCCUAAUCAUAAAGAACGUCACCAAAACCGAUGAUGGAGCAGAAGUGAAAUUUGUCGCCAAUAACGUUGACACCAGCACCAAGAUCAGAGUGAAAGGUGCUGCAGUGAGAUUUACUAACAAAAGCAGAGAUAUAGAAAAGGUCUCAGCUCGGCUGUGGGAGGAAGCCAAACUUCUGGCUGAGCUUUCAGACACAGAGGCUACAGUGAAGUGGAUGAAGGAUGGGAAAGAGCUCAAGGCCAGUGAAAAAUACGAACUUCAAUCUGUGGGGAAAAAGCACAUCCUGAAAAUCCGCAACACUGCAGCAGAGGAUGCUGGGGUUUAUGAGUGCAUUUGUGAAGGGGAUAAAAUGGUUUAUCAGCUUUCAGUGAAAGCCCUUGCAAACUUCAUAAACAAAGAGAAAACUGGAGGAGUUAUCAGGGCUAUCUCUGGAAAACAGGCUGAAUUUGUUUCCGAGACCUCUGAGGCCAACAUCAUGGUUAAGUGGUACAAAGAUGGCAAAGAAAUCACAGCCAGCAAGAAAUUCACAAUGGAAGAUAAAGGAAAACUGCAUAAGCUUGUGGCUUCAGCUGUGACAAAAGAAGAUGAAGGAACAUACAUGUGCAAAAUUGGAGAUGACACACUUAUUUUUGAUUUAAAAGUCUCAGAUGAAGCUGUUAAUUUUGUCAACAAGCCCAAAACAACUCCAGAAAUAUCAGUCAAACCUUCUGAAAACCUUGAGCUGGUGUGUGAGGUGUCAGCUGCGAGUGGAGCCGUGGUGUGGAAGAGAGAUCAAAUUGAGGUGAAGCAGGACCAGAGGACAGCAGUCAUCUCCCAGGGAACGCACCGCAAGAUCAUCAUCAAGAAGGUGACACAGCAAGACCAAGGGAGCUAUACCUGUGAAACAAAGGAUGACAAAAUGACAUUCCAGGUCAAAGUCAGAGAGACAGAAGACGUGUUUACAAACAAGGACAAGGUACAAAAGGAGGUGAAAACUGCACUUACACAAAAUGCCAUGCUGAGCUGUGAGGUGGCCCAGGAGAAGACUGAUGUGAAAUGGUACAAGGAUGGGAAACUGAUCAUAUCAAGUAAGAAAUUCAAGGUGGAGUCAGAGGGCAAAUCUCGUCGCCUGGUGGUGGGUCAGGUGGAGAAGAAAGAUGCUGGGGAGUACACCUGCGAGGCUGCUGGCCAGAAACUGACAUUCAAGCUUGAUGUUACAGAGGUAGAAGAUGCAUUUGUCAACAAAGAAAAGGUGCAGAAAGAGGUGAAAGUUGCACUAUCAGAAAAUGCCAACCUGAGCUGUGAGGUGGCCCAGGAGAAGACUGAAGUGAAAUGGUACAAGGAGGGGAAACUGAUCACCUCAAGCAAGAAGUUCAAGGUGGAGACAGAGGGAAAAUCUCGUCGCCUGGUUGUGGGUCAGGUGGAGAAGAAAGAUGCUGGGGAAUACACCUGCGAGGCUGCUGGCCAGAAACUGACCUUCAAGAUUGUCAUCACAGAAGCAGAGGAUGCAUUUAUCAACAAGAACAAAGUAAAGAAAGAGAUGAAAGCUGCUCUAUCAGAAAAUGCCACCCUGAGCUGUGAGGUGGCCCAGGAGAAAACUGAUGUGAAAUGGUACAAGGACGGGAAACUUAUCACCACUGACAAGAAGUUCAAGGUGGAAUCAGAAGGCAAAUCUCGUCGCCUAGUGGUGGGUCAGGUGGAGAAGAAAGAUGCUGGGGAAUACACCUGUGAGGCUGCUGGCCAGAAACUCACCUUCAAGCUUGACGUCACAGAAGCAGAGGAUACAUUUAUCAACAAGGACAAAGUGAAGAAAGAGGUAAAAGCUGCUCUAUCAGAAAAUGCCACCUUGAGCUGCGAGGUGGCCCAGGAAAAGACUGAUGUGAAAUGGUACAAGGACGGGAAACUCAUCACCUCAAGCAAGAAGUUCAAGGUGGAGUCGGAGGGCAAAUCUCGUCGCCUGGUUGUGGGUCAGGUGGAGAAGAAAGAUGCUGGGGAAUACACCUGUGAGGCUGCUGGCCAGAAACUCACCUUCAAGCUUGACAUCACAGAUGACAUGUUUGAACACAAAGACAAAGUACAAAAAGAGGUGAAAGCAGUGCUGAAGGAGAAUGCCACACUGAGCUGUGAGGUGGCUCAGGAGAAGACUGAUGUGAAAUGGUACAAGGAUGGAAAGCUUAUCACCUCAAGUAAGAAGUUCAAGGUGGAAUCAGAGGGCAAAUCUCGUCGUCUGGUGGUGGGUCAGGUGGAGAAGAAAGAUGCCGGGGAAUACACCUGUGAGGCUGCUGGCCAGAAACUGACCUUCAAGAUUGAUGUUGUGGAGGCAGAAGAUGCUUUCAUCAACAAGGGCAAGGUGCAGAAAGAGGUAAAAGCUGCACUAUCAGAAAAUGCCACCCUGAGCUGCGAGGUGGCCCAGGAGAAGACUGAAGUGAAAUGGUACAAGGACGGGAAACUCAUCACAACCAGCAAGAAAUUCAAGGUGGAGACAGAGGGCAAAUCUCGUCGCCUGGUGGUGGGUCAGGUGGAGAAGAAAGAUGCUGGGGAAUACACCUGUGAGGCCGCCGGACAGAAACUGACCUUCAAGCUUGAUGUUACAGAACCAGAAGUUAUAUUUACAAACAAGGACAAAGUGAAGAAAGAGGUAAAAGCUGCUCUAUCAGAAAAUGCCACCCUGAGCUGUGAGGUGGCCCAGGAGAAAACUGAUGUGAAAUGGUACAAGGAUGGGAAACUGAUCACCUCAAGCAAGAAGUUCAAGGUGGAAUCAGAGGGCAAAUCUCGUCGCCUGGUGGUGGGUCAGGUGGAGAAGAAAGAUGCUGGGGAAUACACCUGUGAGGCUGCUGGCCAGAAACUGACAUUCAAUAUUGAUGUCAAGGAACCAGAAGUUGUGUUUACAAACAAGGACAAGGUCCAGAAGGAGGUAAAAGCUGCUCUGUCAGAAAAUGCCACCCUGAGCUGUGAGGUGGCCCAGGAGAAGACAGAUGUGAAAUGGUACAAGGACGGGAAACUCAUCACCACCAGCAAGAAAUUCAAGGUGGAGACAGAGGGCAAAUCUCGUCGCCUGGUGGUGGGUCAGGUGGAGAAGAAAGAUGCUGGGGAAUACACCUGCGAGGCCGCCGGACAGAAACUGACCUUCAAACUUGAUGUCACAGAGCCAAAACCUGUAUUUAUAAACCAAGAAAAGGUCCAGAAGGAGGUGAGCGCUGUCCUGACAGAAAGCGCCACCCUCAGCUGUGAGGUAGCACAGGACGCAACCGAAGUGAAAUGGUACAAGGAUGGAAGACUGCUCAUUUCCUCUAGAAAAUUCAAAAUAGAAACUGAGAGAAAAACCCGGCGCCUGGUUAUUGAGCAGCUGGAGAAGAAAGAUGCUGGAGAGUACAUUUGUGAGGCUGCAGGACAGAAGCUGACCUUCAAAUUGGAAGCAAUAGAACCAGAGGCUAAAUUUGUAAAGAAAGUUGUCCAGAAAGAGCCUCUCAUUGUUCAAGAACAUGAAAGCAUCACACUGACUACUUCAGUAACCCCUGAAACUGCUGCAGUGAAGUGGUUCAAGGAUGGAACAGAAAUCAAGGCAAGCAAGAAAUAUGAGAUCAAGAGUGAGGAGGCAUCCAGGACCCUGACAGUGAACGUGGCUGAGAGCACAGACACGGCUGUGUACACUUGCCAGACAAAGAGUGACAAGCAGGAAUUCAAAGUACAAGUGAAAGAAAUCCCCGUGAAGUUUGCCAAAAAACUUGAAGCUGUUAAUGCUGAGAUUGGAGGCAGCGUCUCUUUGACGUGUGAUGUGAGCCAUGCCAAAGGGAAAGUAGUGUGGAGCAAGAAUGGCGUUCAGAUCAAGCCCAGCAAGCGCUUCCAGAUUCAUGAGGAAGGGGCCAAGAGAACACUGACAAUAACGGGGAUCCGGGCUGAGGACGAGGGAGAGUACUCCUGCGAGUCCAGAGAUGACAAGAGCAGUGUUACCAUCACCCCUAAACCUCCUAGAGUGGUGAAAUUCACUACGAGUCUCAACAAUGUGAUAUCUGAAGAAGGAAAAGAGGCUGUGUUCAAAUGUACCGUUUCUCCCAGUGACGCUGUGGUCACUUGGCUCAGGAAUGGUGUCAAGAUUGAAGCCAGCAAGAAGUAUGCGAUCUCUCAGAAGGACACCAACCACAGUCUCACCAUCACUGAUCUGACGUUGGAAGAUGCAGCUGAAAUCUCCGCCAAUGCGGAAGGUGUAGAAAGCACAGCAAAUCUCAGAGUCCGAGAGGCCUCAAUCUCGUUCAAGAAGAAAUUGGAGCCCAGAACAGUUGAAGAGAGGGACACUGUGACCUUGGAGGUAGAGCUGACCAAGCCUGCAGAGGUGAAGUGGAUGAGGAACAGCAUCGUAUUGAAGCCUAGUGAAAAAAUAGAGAUCAAAGCUGAGGGAAUAAAGCAUACGUUGGUGGUUAAGGACAUCUCCUUUACAGACAGGGGCUUCUACUGCUGUGAGAGUCCUGAUGACAAGACCCAAGCUAAAAUCAAUGUGGAAACGAGGCAGAUCAAGCUGGUGAAAGGUCUUCAGCCCCUUGAAGUCUCUGAGAAAGGGACCGUCACCUUUGAGGUGGAGGUGUCGCAUGAGGAUGUGGAAGGGAUCUGGCAGAAGGAUGGCGUUCGGCUGAAGCCUGCACCAAAUAUCAGUUUUCGUGUCCAGGGAAAGAAACAUUCACUAACUCUUUCUUCAGUGACUCUUGAAGAUGCAGGACUCAUCUCCUUCAAAGCAGAUGGCAUUCAUUCAUCAGGAAUGCUAACUGUGACAGAAUUGCCUGUGAGAAUCAGCAAACCUUUGGUAGAUACCACUGUAAGUCAGAAGGACAAGGUCAUAUUUGAGUGUGAGCUGUCCAGGCCCAACGUGGACGUUAAGUGGUUCAAGGAUGGGAAAGAGCUCCGGCAAAGCAAAAAAGUGGGGAUUAUUUCCCAGGGAAAUAAGAGAAGCAUUGUUAUCCACAAGUGUGAAUAUGAAGACCAGGGAACCUAUACAUGUGAGGCAGCUGGAGAUAAGACAUCAGCUACCCUAAAGGUUCAUGCCCGAGAUAUCAAGAUUGUGAAACCACUGGAAGAUUUGGAAGUGAAUGAGUAUGAAAGUGCAUCUUUCGUUUGUGAGAUUUCACAUGAUGAGGUCCAAACCCAGUGGUACAAAAAUGACAACAAGCUGAAGGCCAGCGAUAACAUCAGAAUGCGUCAAGACGGAAGGACCUAUUCGCUGUCUUACGCGCGUGUCCAAGUUGAAGAUGCAGCAGAGAUCAAAUUUGUAGCAGAAAAGGCAGAAUCUCGAGCCCAGCUUACUGUAAAAGAGCUGCCUGUGAAAAUUGUGAAGCCUUUGCGAGAUAAGAUUGCUCUUGAAAAGCAUCGGGGAUUCCUUGAGUGCCAGGUGUCUCGUGCCAAUGCCAAAGUUAGGUGGUACAAAAAGGAUGUUGAAAUUCACCCUAGUAACAAAUACGAGAUUGUGAGCGAUGGUGUCUAUCGGAAACUCAUCAUCAAUGAUGCAGAUUAUGAAGAUGAAGACACGUACACUUGUGAUGCCUUUGAUGACAAAAGCAGUGCUAAUUUCUUUGUUGAAGAGCAAUCCAUUAAUAUUAUAAAGGAGUUGUGUGAUGAAGAUGUGACUGAGCCUGAAGAAGCCAAGUUUGAAUGUGAGAUAUCCAUUCCAUCUGUGAAACCACCCAAAUGGUCUCUACGAGGAGAACUCUUACAGGCUGGCCGAAACAUUAUCAUGCAGCAAGAAGGCACCAUCCACCGGCUAACGAUACUGAAAACCACUACUGAUAUGACAGGCAUCAUUCAGUUCUCCAUUGGAAAAUCAAAAUCCACAGCAAACCUACUUGUCAGAGAUUACCACAUACAGAUCACCAGGAAGAUGGAGGACAAGACAGUUCUGGAGCGCCAUUCAGUCAUCCUGUCCUGUGACUUCAGGCCUUCUCCAAAGGUUGUGAAGUGGUUCAAGGACCACACUCCCAUUGAGCCCUCUGAGAAGUACAAAAUUAAGAGGGAGCAGCAUUCAGCAGAGCUCAAGAUUUUGAAGGUGAAGCCCGAAGAUGCUGGCGUGUACAAGUGCAGAGCUGGAGCUGCAGAGACCGAAGCCACUCUGACAGUUGAAGCUCGCAAUGUAGAAGUACUGAAACACCUGCAGGAUGUGGAAAUUGAAGAAGAGAGUUCUGCUGUCUUCUCCUGUGAGCUGUCUCAUGAUGAUGAGGAUGUGGAAUGGUUCCUCAAUGGCACCCUCCUUUACACCAACAAUGUCAAUGACAUCAGGAAUGUUGGCAAUUGCUACAUGCUGACAAUGAAGCAGGUCAAGCCUGAGGAUGCUGGCACCGUGACAAUGAAGUCAGACAAGGUGUCAGAGACUGUGCAUCUGAAAGUGAUAGAGAAGCCUGCUGUGUUCAUGAAAUCCUUGGAUGAUGUUUUUGGUGAGGAGCGAGGUGUGAUUAAACUGGAAUGUGAAGUCUCCAAAGAGAAGGUCAAACCUAUUUGGAAAAAGGACGGCGUGAAGCUCACUUCUGGUAACAAGUAUGAGCAGAUACAGUCUGGGAAGACCCUGUGCCUCCUUAUCCAUGACCUCGAAAAGACAGACGCAGGUUUAUACACAUGUGAUAUUGGCACUGAUGUUGCCAAAUCAAAGGUCAUUGUUCAGGAACUAAACAUUGGCAUCACCAAACGACUUAAGAAUACUGAAAUCCAAGAGGGAGAAGAUUGCACUUUUGAGUGUAUUUUGUCCCAUGAAAGCAUUGAUGACUUCAACUGGACACUGAAUGGGAAUAAAGUAAAAAGUGGUGGGAGAUUUAAAGCCUCUAACACCGGUCGGAAAUAUACCCUCAAUAUCAAAAGUGUGACUCCUGAUGAUGCUGGGGAAGUAAUUUUCACUGCCCGUGGUUUAACCUCCAAAGCUUCUCUGGUUGUGAAAGAAAAACCUGCUGAGGUUACCAAACAACUGGAGGAUAAAACAUCAGAAGCGGGGCAGGAUAUCAGCCUGAGCUGUGAAUUGUCAAAAUCUGAUGUGACUAUCAGGUGGUAUAAGGAUGGCAAAGCAAUCCGAAAAAGCCAGAAAUAUGACAUACAUCAAGAAGGAACACGGGCCAUUCUGAUCAUCCACAACUCCACAGUCAAAGACAGUGGGGAGUACACCUGUGAGACAGAGGACUUUAAAACAAAAGCCAAGGUCACAGUGCAAGAAAAACCUAAUUAUUUUGUCAAGGAACUUUCAGAUCUAAAGGUUGAUGAAAGUGGAACUGCACUUUUUACGUGCGAGAGUGAGAAACCUGCAUCCUUUGUGGUCUGGAGGAAAGGCAUAGCUGAACUCAGGGCUGGCAGGAAAUACGAGAUGACACAGAAAGGACAAGUCCUGCAGCUGACCAUAAAUAAAUUGGAGAAAAGUGACAGUGACACUUACACCUGUGACAUUGGUGAUGCCCAGUCCAGAGCCAAGCUAGUCGUGCAAGGCCAGAAAGUGCUAAUAACAGAAGACCUGGAAGAUGUCACUGUGUUAGAAGGAGAAUCUGCCAUGUUCAAAUGCAGAAUCUCUCCUAUAGAUUAUAGCAAAGUGCAGUGGUUUUUGGAUAAAACCCCCCUCCAUACCAACGAACUUAAUGAGAUCCAGUCUCAGCCCGGUGGAUAUCACUUGCUAACAUUGAAAAAACUCUCACUGAAGGACUCGGGGGUCAUUACAUUUGAAGCUGGUGAUAAGAAAGCAUCUGCCAGUUUGGUUGUCAAAGAGAAGCCCUGCAUCUUCACAAAGGAGCUGGUUGAUACUGAAGUCACUGAGGGAGAGGAUGUGAUCCUUCACUGUGAAACCUCCAAAUCAGACAGCCCUGUAAAGUGGUGCAAAGAUGGGAAGAGCCUUAGGAAUUCUUCAAAGUAUAACAUCAGCCGGUCUGGAUGUGAAGCCAAGCUUGUCAUUCACAGGGCAGAAGAAAAAGACAGUGGCAGAUAUGAGUGUGAGGCUGGAGCAGCUAAAAGUAGUGCGGUUAUUACUGUCAAGGAAACACAAAUUCUUUUCAAGCAAGAGCUUCAAAAUGAAGAAGUUAGAGAAGGAAAACAAGUCAAGCUGACCUGUGAGCUCAGCAAACCUGAUACCCCAGUGAAAUGGAUGAAAGGAGAUACUGUUCUGUAUGCCAGUGAGAAGUAUGAGUUUAAGCAGUGUGGUACUGUGGCAGAGCUCAUUAUUCGAGAUGUCAAAUCGAUAGACUCUGGAGACUAUACUUGCAGCACUGGGGAAGUGAAGACCACUGCUCAGGUGAAAGUAAAAGCUUUGCCUGUCCUUAUUAAACAAGCCUUGGAGAACACGGAAAUGGAAGAGGGGAAAUCUGUCUCCUUGCGCUGUGAACUUUCAAAAGCUGAUGCCACCGUGGUUUGGAAGAAGGGAGAAGCUACGCUUCAGGCAAGUGCCAAAUAUGAAAUGAAGCAGAAGGGGACAAUGGCAGAGCUGGUGAUUCAUAAUGCAGAACUAGAAGAUGCAGGAAGAUACACCUGUGACACUGGAGACCAGCAGACCACAGCCCGAGUCAAAAUCCAUGCUGUCUCUGCACUCAUCAAAGAAGAGCUGAAGAGUGUGGAAGCUGUGGAAGGUGGGAUUGCCACCCUGCAAUGCCAGCUGAGCAAAGAGUCUCCCGUGGAGUGGAGGAAGGGGAGCACUCUUCUCCGGCCGAGUAACAAAUACAGGAUGAGGCAGGAGGGCAUGAUGGCUGAGCUGCUGAUCCACGAUCUCAACCCAAAGGAUGCUGGAGAAUAUUCAUGUGUAGUGGGGAACCAAAAAACCACAGCAGCCUUAUCAGUGAAUGCCCUGCCAAUCCGCUUCAAAAAAGAGCUGAAGAAUGAGGAAGCCACGGAGAGUGGGACAGCCACACUGCAGUGUGAGUUGAGCCAGGCGGAGGGCUCAGUCGAGUGGAGGAAGGAUGGAAAAGUGUUGAUGCCAAAUGGGAAAUACAAAAUGAGACAGGAAGGGCGUUUUGUUGAGCUGGUAAUCCAAGACCUAAACUUGAUGGAUGCUGGAAGCUACACCUGCGUGUGCGGAGAUCAGAAGACAACAGCUGCUUUGAGAGUGAAUGCGUUACCCAUCCUUUUCCAAGAAGAAAUGUUGAACAAAGAAGCUACAGAGGGGCAGGCAGUCACUUUGCACUGUAAACUGAGCAAAUCAGCCCCGGUUGAGUGGAGGAAAGGGAAUAUGGUCCUCAAGCCAAGUGAAAAAUAUAAAAUAGAGCAGGAAGGUCCCUUUGUGGAGUUGACGAUACAGGAUUUGGAUUUGGCAGAUGCUGGCGAUUACAGCUGUGUGUGUGGAGAUCAACAGACUACGGCUGCUUUGACAGUAAAUGUCCUGCCUGCUCUUUUCACCAAACAACUGACAGAUGAAGAAGCCACAGAAGGUAAAAGUGUCUCUCUGCACUGUGAGCUGAACAAGGCUGCUGCUAACGUGGAGUGGAAGAAGGGCUUCAAGACCCUCAAAUCAAGUGACAAGUAUAAAAUGAAACGUGAAGGUGUCGUCGCUGAGCUUAUAAUCCAAAAUUUAGACACAACGGAUGCUGGAAAUUAUUCCUGUGUGUGCGGAGACCAGCAGACUAUGGCAGUUCUAACAGUACAUGCUUUGCCUGCAUUUUUCAAAGAAGGAUUAAAGAAUAGAGAAGCCACAGAUGGUGCAACAGCCACUCUGCGCUGCGAGCUCAGCAAGGUUGGAGUCCCAGUGGCGUGGAAAAAAGGGGACAAGACACUCAAACCAAGUGAUAAGUAUAGGAUGAGACAAGAAGAUACCACCGCAGAGCUGUUGAUCCGAGAUCUGGAGGUAGACGAUACAGGAGAAUAUACCUGUGUGUGUGGAGAACAGAAGACCUCAGCUGUCUUGACAGUCCAUGCUUUGCCUGCACUGUUCAAAAAAGAACUUGUCGAUGUGGAAGCCACAGAAAAUGGGACAGCUCUUCUGCAGUGUGAGCUAACUAAAACCACUCCGGUAGAGUGGAGGAAAGGGCAAAAGGUGCUCAAGCCCAGUGAGAAGUACAAAAUGAGACUGAAGGAUACUGUUGCCGAGCUGACAAUCCACAGUCUGGAGGAAGAAGAUGCAGGACAUUACACCUGUGUGUGUGGAGACAAGGCGACUUCUGCAUCCCUGACAGUGCAUGCUCUUCCUCCGCAUUUUAAAAAGGAGUUGAAGAACAUGGAAGCCACAGAAAAUGGCACAGCCACUUUCUGCUGCGAGGUGAACAAACCCACAGCUGCCGUGGAAUGGAGGAAAGGAGACAAAGCCCUGGAGCCAAGUGACAAGUUCAGCAUGAGAUGUGAGGGCACAGUUGCUGAGCUGGUGAUCCGUGAUUUAGAUCUGACAGAUGCUGGAGAUUACACAUGCUUUUAUGGAGAUCAGAAAACCACCGCAGCACUGAAAGUGAAUGCCUUGCCUGCACAUUUCAAGAAAGAGAUGAAGAACGAGGAAGCCACAGAAGGUGGAACAGCCAUCCUACAAUGUGAGCUAUCUAGGGCUGCUUCUGUGGAGUGGAAAAAGAAACACAAAAUGCUCAAAUCAAGUGAAAAAUAUACUACGAGACAGGAAGGUACUACUGCACAACUGUUGAUCCAUGAUUUAGAAGCCAAGGAUGCUGGGGAAUACACCUGUGUGUGUGGAGAUGAGAAGACAACUGCAACACUGACAGUGCAUGCCCUUCCUGCUCUCUUCAAAGAAGAGUUAAGAAAUGAGCAAGCCAUGGAGGGUGAAGUAGUCACUCUGCGCUGUGAGCUGACCAAGGCUGCUUCAGUGGAGUGGAAAAAAGGACACACAGUACUCAAACAUAGUGAGAAAUACAAAAUGAGGCAGAAGGAUGUCACUGCAGAACUGGUGAUUCAUAAUCUAAAUGAGAGUGAUGCUGGUGAUUAUACCUGCGUGUGUGGGGAUAAGGAGUCCACAGCUUCUUUAGCGGUACACGCACUGCCUGCACGCAUCAAGGAAAGCCUGAAAGAUGAGGAGGUAACAGAAGGUCAAGCAGCCACUCUGCGCUGCGAGCUGACCAAAGUUGCUCAAGUUGAGUGGAGAAAGGAUGGCAGUUUGCUCAAAGUCAGCGACAAAUACAAAAUGAGACAGGAGGGCAUGGUCAUGAAGCUUCUUAUCCAUGAUGUAGAACUGAAAGAUGCUGGAAAAUACACUUGUGUGUGUGGAGAACAAGAGACGACAGCUGCCUUGAUAGUGCAUGCCCUGCCUGCACUUUUCAAAGAAGAACUGAAAGACCUGCAAGCCAUGGAAAGCCAAACAGCCACUCUGCACUGUGAGCUGACCAAGGCUGCAUCUGUGUGUUGGAAGAAAGGAAACAAACUACUCAGGGCAAGUGAGAAAUACAUCAUGCGACAGGAUAAUGCCCUUGCUGAACUGGAAAUUUGUGAUCUAGAACUGCAGGAUGCAGGAGUUUACACUUGUGUGUGUGGAGACCAACAUACCACAGCUUCUCUGACAGUGAAUGCCCUGCCAGUGCUUUUCAAGGAAGAACUUAAGAAUGAAGAAGUCCAAGAAGGAGCAUCAGUCUCUCUGCAUUGUGUGUUAACCAAGGCAGCUCCAGUGCUGUGGAAAAUAGGGUCCCAAGUGCUCAAAGCAAGUGACAAAUAUCAAAUGAGUCAGCCUGGCACCACUGCAGAGCUGGUCAUUCAUAAUCUAGAAGUAGAAGAUGCUGGAGAUUACACGUGUGUGUGUGGUGACCAGAAGACAACAGCAACCUUAACAGUUCAUGCUCUGCCACCACUCUUUAAGGAAGAGCUAAAGAACAAGGAAGCAGAAGAAGGUGGGGAAGUCACCCUGCACUGUGAGUUAACCAAGGCUGCUCCAGUGGAGUGGCGGAAGGACCAGAGGAUUCUCAAUGCAAGUGAGAAAUACAAAAUGAGGCAGGAAGGGACCAAGGCAGAGCUGGUGAUUCAUGAAAUAGCUGAGGAGGAUGCAGGAGACUACACCUGUGUGUGUGGAGAGCACCAGACUACAGCUGCCUUAACAGUACAGGCUGUGCCUCCAUUUUUCCAAGAAGAAAUGACCAGCAAGGAAGCCGUAGAAGGUGGAAUGGCCACUUUGCACUGUGAGCUCAGCAAGGCACCUGCCAAAGUUCAGUGGAAGAAGGGCCAUCAUGUCCUCAAACCGGACAGCAAGUACAGCAUGAGACAGGAAGGCUGUGUUGUGGAGCUGGUGGUUCAUGAUUUAGACUUGAAUGACACUGGAGAUUAUGCUUGUGUUUGUGGAGACAAGACCACCACAGCUGCCUUAACAGUGCAUGCACUGCCUCCAGAAUUCAAAAAAGACCUGAGGGACCUAGAAGCUGUAGAAAGUGGGACAGCUGUUCUGCGCUGUGAGCUGACUAAACCUGCUGUGGUGGAGUGGAAGAAGGGGCAGGAGGUCCUGAAAGCAAGCAGCAAAUAUAAAAUGAGUCAAGAUGGUGCCGUUGCAAAGCUGAUUAUCCAUGAGCUGGAUGUGGAGGACACUGGAAAUUACACUUGUGUGUGUGGAGAUCAAGAGACAACUGCCACUUUGACAGUCAAGGCCUUACCAGCACUUUUUAAACAAGAGCUUCAGAAUACCGAGGCAGAAGAAGGUGGUAGAGUGACACUGAGGUGUGAGCUUACCAAAGCAAAUGCUCCAGUAGAGUGGAGGAAAGGAGAUACCACUCUCUACCCUGGUUUGAAAUAUGAGAUGAAGCAGCAGGGCUCCACUGCUGAAUUGAUCAUUUAUGACUUAGAAGUGGAUGAUUCAGGAAAGUACACCUGCGACUCUGGACAUCAGCAGACAACAGCUGUGGUAACCGUACAUGCACUGCCUGUCACAUUUAAGCGGCCCCUAGAGAAUAAGGAAUCAGAGGAAGGAAGUACAGCUGCUUUCUGCUGUGAGCUGUCAAAACCCAACACUGCAGUGGAAUGGAGGAAAGGAGGAGUGGGGCUGCAGCCCAGCCAGAAAUACGAGAUAAGGCAGAGAGAAUGCCUGGUAGAGCUCUUAAUACAUAAUCUCAAAUUAGAAGAUACAGGAGAAUACAGCUGUGACACUGGGGAUCAGGAAACCAAAGCAUCUUUAACUGUGAAAGCUCUACCAGUUCUUUUCAAAAAGGAGCUCAAGGACAAGGAGGUGGAAGAAGGAGCUGCGGUGAAAUUCCAGUGUGAGCUGACAAAGGAUAAUGCAACAGUGGAGUGGAGGAAAGGCACCAUGGAGCUCUUCCCAUGCACCAAAUAUGAAAUCAAAUUAAGCAGUCACGUAGCUCAACUUGUGAUUCAUAAUGUAGAACCAGAAGAUGCCUCUGAUUACACUUGUGAUACAGGAGACCAGCAGAGCACAGCAGUCCUCAGAGUGAAUGCCGUCAAACCUCGGCUGAAGCAGCAGCUGAAGAAUGAAGAAGUGGAAGAGGGAGGAACAGCCAGGCUGCGCUGUGAGAUUUCCAUUAGCAAAGCAGAAGUGGAGUGGAGGAAAGAUGGAGUCGUCCUUCAUUCAAGCUCAAAGUAUGAAAUGUGGCAGGACGGCACCCUUCGUGAGCUGCGUAUUCAUCGCCUGGAGCCUAGCGAUGCUGGAGAGUAUUCCUGCAAGGCUGGAGAUGAGACAAGCUCUGCAAAACUGACCGUGAAAGAGCCUGAUGUGACCAUCGUGAGUGGCCUAAAGGACAUGGUGGUGUUUGAAGGAGAUGAUGUCACAUUUCGAUGCCAGGUUUCUCACGAGAAUGCAAGGGAUAUUGAAUGGAAGCUACAGGAUGUUGCUCUGCAAAAUAAUGAAAUGAAUGAGAUUUCAGUGGAAAAAGGAAGGAUUCACACCCUAACAUUAAGAAAGGUGACUGAGCAGGACAUUGGUACCAUCAGUUUCCGAGUGGGACCCCACACAUCAACGGCAGAACUCACAGUGAAAGUGCCACCUCCAGUCUUUAAAGAGAAACUACAGAGCACAGAAGUGCAGGAAGAAGAGACAGCCAUCCUCCGCUGCGAGGUGUCCCAGCCUAAUGUUGCAGUGGAGUGGAAGAAGGGCACCCAGGUGAUUUCCCCAAGCUCCAAGUAUGAAAUCAGGCAGGAGGGAACAAUCCAUAUUUUGAAGAUUCAUAACUUAAAACCAGAAGACUGUGGCAAAUACACCUGUGAUAAUGGAAACGAAAAAACAACAGCCACUUUAACUGUUAAAGCUUUGCCUGUAACCUUCACGCAACCACUCCAGAACCAACAAGCUGAAGAAGGUGGCACCAUCACUUUGAGCUGUGAAAUCUCAAAAUCAAAUGCUGCUGUGCAGUGGAAAAAGGCCGGGACAGUGCUGCGACCAAGUGACAAAUACAAGAUGCGCCAGGCAGGGUCUGUGGCUGAGCUGACGAUUCACAACCUGAGCAAAACUGAUGCUGGAGAAUAUGUGUGCGACACAGGGGACCAGCAAACAACCGCAGCUGUGCUUGUGAAAGAACAAGAAGCAAUCAUAGUGGAGGCACUGAAGGAUGUCACUUCGUAUGAAGGAGAAGACGCAGUUUUUGAAUGCAGGCUGUCCUGGGAAACAACUCAGGACACCCAGUGGUUCUUGGGUGACGUUCCCCUGCAAUCCAAUGAAAUGAAUGAGAUUAGAGUUGAAGGAACACGUCAGACUUUGAUCCUGAGGAAGGUGACACUAGAAGACUGUGGGCCCAUCAGUUUCAAAGUUGGGCAGCAUUCCUCAGCAGCACAACUAUCUGUCAAAGUUGCUCCAGUCACUUUUGUGAAAGCGCUUCACAACAUGGAGCUACAGGAGGGUGGUACAGCUCACCUUUCCUGUGAAGUCUCCAAACCUGAUGUCCCAGUGGAAUGGAAGAAGGGCACGUCCAUUAUCCGCUCAAGCCAGAAGUGCACCAUUAAGCAGGAGGGGAAAGUGCACACACUGGUCAUUCAUGAUUUGAACCGUGCAGACUCAGGGGACUAUAGCUGUCAUACAGCUGAUGGGAAGACCGCUGCCAAACUAGAGGUUAAAGCCCAGCCGGUGUUUUUCAAACACCGUCUGAAAAACGAGGAGGUGGAGGAAGGGUGUACAGCCAUACUGUACUGUGAGCUGACGAAACCCAAUGGAACUGUGGAGUGGAGGAAAGGAGAAACAGUCCUGCAGACAAGUGACAAGUAUGAGAUCCGGCAAGAGGGGACUCGUGCUGAACUCUUAAUCUACGAUGCUGAGGCUCAGGAUGCUGGUGAUUAUACAUGCAGCUUGGGGGAUCAGAAAACCACUGCAUCAUUGAAAGUCAAAGUACUACCCGUGCUGUUUAACAAAGAGUUGAAAAACGUAGAGUCUGAGGAAGGGGGAACAGCUGUCUUGCACUGCGAGAUCUCCAAACCGGACACCCCCGUUGAGUGGAGAAAAGGAGGGGUGGUCAUUCAGCCCAGUGCCAAGUACGAGAUGAAGCUGAAAGGCAGCGUUGCUGAGCUGAUCAUCCAUGGUGUAGAGCCUGAUGACUGUGGGGAUUAUACCUGUAGCACUGGAUACGAGAUCACCACAGGUUCUGUUUAUGUCCAAGAAGAAGCAGCAGUCAUAGUUUCUGGUUUAAAGAACACAGACGUCUUUGUGGGUGAGUCAGCCACGUUCACCUGCGAGCUCUCACACCCGGGCGUGAAGAACGUGCAGUGGUGGCUCGAUGGAUCUCCCCUUCACAACAACUUUGUGACUGAAAUCUCUGAGCAAGACGGGAUAAUCCACACUUUAACCCUAAAUGAUGUGGCAUGCCAUGACUCAGGCACUGUCACCUUCAGAGCUGGGUCCCUUAUAUCAUCAGCUAAAUUAUUAGUCAAAGAUCCAACCAUUGAAGUGGUCAGUCCCAUGCAGGACAUAACUGUUGAUGAAGAUGGCACAGCAGAGUUCAUAUGCCAAUAUUCUAGGCCAGUACACGCCAUAUGGAAGAAAAAUGAUCAGGAAAUACAUGCAGAUGGGCAGCGAGUGAUUAUCGAUCAGGACUGGAAUGUAAGCAUGUUAAAAAUUAAACCUACGGUACCAGAAGACACUGGCAUCUAUUCUUGUGAAGCUGAAGGCAUAAAAGUGAUGGCUACACUUGAUGUUCAAGCCAAGAACAGCAUUGUCCAGGGCUUGGAGAAUGUGGAAGCUGUGGAAGGAGGGGAAGCCCUGUUCGAAUGCUACCUUUCCAAACCUGAAUGCUACAACUACAACUGGCUGAUUGACGAUGAACCUGCCAAAACUACAGAAAAUGUUGAGAUGGUUUAUUUUGAAAAUGGGCUCAGGCAUCUUCUGCUGCUGAAGAACCUAACUCCCCAGGACAGCUGCAGGGUGACUUUCACAUGCAGCGAUGCGGUGACCUCAGCCUUCCUGACAGUGAAAGGAUGGCGCCUGCAGAUUUUGCAGCCUCUCAAAGAUGUGGAAGUCCCUUCAGGAGAGAAAGCCACAUUUACCUGCGUUCUGAGUGAAGCCGUUCCAAUUAAUGAAGUUGCCUGGUAUAGCAAUGACAUAGAGAUCCAGUCAGAUGAGGACUGGGAGGUACAAGCAGAUGGAAACAAAUACAAGCUUAUUCUGAAAAAAGCUCAACCACAUCAUUCUGGAGAGGUGACCUUUGCGUCCAGGGAAGCAAUUACAUCAGCCAAGUUAUCUGUGAUAGAGCCUCCAAUUACAGUCACCCAUCCUUUGGUGGGAGGAUCAGUGUCAGAAGGGGAGGUGGCGCGCUUGGAGUGCAAAUUAUCAAAUGAAACUGAAGAGAGAGUGAGAUGGUUCAAAGGAAAAGAACAAAUACAAACUGGAGGGAGAUACGAAAUCCUUUCUGAUGGAAAAAAACAGACACUCAUUAUUCACGCGUUUAAACCUGAAGAUCAGGAUACCUACACCUGUAUGGUUUCUCCAGAAGUCAAGUCUGUUGCCAGCUUAUGUCUUGAAGUUCCCACAGUGACAAUGCUAAAAGAGAUCGCCAGGGAAACACCCUCUGCAAGGCAAACAGAAGAGCUAGUGGAUGGCAAUGUCCAGCCCAGCUUGCCCCCUGAGGCUGCUCAGGAAGGAGAUCUUCACCUCCUGUGGGAAGCUCUAGCCAAGAAACGCCGGAUGAGCCGGGAGCCCACCUUGGAUUCCAUCAGUGAGGUGCCUGAAGAAGACGAGAAGCUUCAGAAGUUGAGGAAGGAGGAAGCAGAAAUGUCUCACUAUUACUCAGAGGAGUACUCCACGUGUGAUGAGCUGGCUAGGACAGGAGAAGCAGAUUUCUCUUUCACAAGCUCAGACGAUGAAUCUAGAGCUGGGACUCCUUCACUGGUCAACUACCUCAAGAAAGCUGGGAAGAAAAGUGUCAGUGUUACUACAAAGGUUCAGUCCAUCUCUACAGGCACAUUAUGGAAACAGUGGGAGAAAACCAGUGUGGACACUGUUGUGGCUGCAGGUACUAAGCCAGCUGAACCAGAACUACCAGAUUUAAAUGAUCCUUCCAUGAACAAGGCUGCUGUGAAGAUCCAGGCUGCUUUCAAAGGAUACAAAGUCAGGAAAGAAAUCAAGCAACAAGAAUGUCCAGUAUUUAUGGAGACCUUCAAAGAUUUCUCUGGUGAGCCUGGAAGCACUCUCCACCUUGAGUGUGUGGCGCACAGCAAAACUGACAUGAAAGUCCGUUGGCUGAAAGAUGGGGAAGAGCUUUCAGAUGGUCGCUAUUAUCACAUAGACAAUUACAGUGAUGGGACCUGCUCUUUGAUUAUCACUGGCCUGGACCGGAAAGAUGCGGGUAAAUACACCUGUGAGGCAUCCAAUAAAUUCGGAAAGGUUUCACACAGUGCUAAGGUGGUUAUUGGCUCUGAAGAACUUCAAGUUCCUCAGAAGGAGAAGAAACAGAAACAAAGCACUGACAGUGAAACAGAGAGCUCAUCUGGCAGUGAGCUUGAUGAUGCUUUCCGUAAAGCAGGAAGGAGACUUCAUAGACUCUUCAGGGCCAAGAUCUCGACAGAGAUAUCUGAUGUGGAGGAAGAGUUAUUUGUCAGUGCAGAUGAAGGGGACGUAGAGGUAGUUGACCAUCAGACGUAUCGUGAGGAUGACCAGUACAUCUACAUCAAGUUUGAAAUCUUGUCUGAGGCAAAGUCUGCUGCCACACGAUUCCGAGAGAUGUUUGGGGCUUUGGGAAUUCCUGUGGAGAUUGACAUUUUGGAACAAGGCCCUAAAAAGAUUGAAUUACGUAUUGGGAAAGCCACGCCACCCUCCCAUGGGAAGUUUGUACCACCAGUAGUAAGACCUCCACCACCUUUGCUGACUUCUGAUACAGCUCCCAUGUUCAUAACCGAGCUCCAAAACCAAGAGGUACAAGACGGGUAUCCAGUCAGCUUUGAUUGCAUUGUCAUUGGCAAACCACUCCCCACAGUUCGCUGGUUCAAGGAUGGGAAAGCUAUUGAAGAAGAUGAUCAUUACAUGAUUAACGAGGACCAGGAAGGAUGCCAUCAGCUGAUCAUCACAGCUGUGGUCCCCACUGACAUGGGAGUUUACCGUUGUCUUGCUGAAAACAACAUAGGAGUUGCUUCAACCAAGGCUGAGCUUCGAGUAGACUUGACCAGCACUGACUAUGAGACAGCAGCAGAUGCAACAGAGACAUCCUCUUACUACAGUGCUAAAGAAUAUAUUUCAAGCCGAGAACAAGAGGAAUCUACCACUGAGGAGGAGCAGUUGCCCCAGAUCUUUGAUGAGCUUCAUGAUAUUCAUGUGGCACCUGGAGCACCACUGGCUAAAUUUCACCUAAAGGUGAAAGGGUACCCACAUCCUCGUCUCUAUUGGUUCAAAAAUGGAGAGCCAUUAAAGGCCUCGGAUCGCAUCCUGAAGACUGAUAAACAGGAAUUCCACUCACUGGAAAUUCGUGAUGUCACUAAAGCAGAUGCUGGCCAGUACUCGAUAUUUGUCAUCAACUCUGCUGGUUCUGCAUAUUCAUCAGCCAGACUGAUAGUCAAAGAUUCUGAUGAGAAAGAAAAGCCAGCAGAAACAGAUUCCCAUGAGCCGCUGAUACCACCAAGAUUCCUAGAAAGAUUUACUAAUAAAAAGGUGAAAAAGGGAGCAAGCAUCACAUUAUCUGUAAAAGUUGAAGGACAUCCACCACCAACUAUUACUUGGCUGAAAGAAGAGUCUCGGGAAGACAUCCUGUGGAUCAAACCAGACACUCCUGGCUAUAAACUUGCCAGUUCAAAUAUGCAUCACAGUCUAAUCCUGUUGGAUGUUAAAAAGAAGUACAGCGGAGCUUAUACGUGCAUUGCUACCAACAAGGCUGGCCAGUCCAUCUGCACCGCCACCCUGGAAGUUGCAGAUGUGAAAGAGGCUGAAGUUCUGACCCAGGAGCGCGUGAUGGUGUCUGAAGCCAUCAUGACCACACUGGGAGAUAUUCAUCCCUCUGAAGCAAGAGAAGGAAACCUUGAAGCUGGUAGAGAAGGUGUACCCAAAAGCCCUAUUUCAUUAGCUGAUGUUGGCUCAGAAGAGUUCUUCCAGAAACUGACCUCGCGUAUCUCAGAAAUGGUAUCUGCAAAAAUAAGUCAGGCUACACUUAGAGUGCCAGGAGCAGAAAGUGAUGAUGAAUCAAGGACUCCCUCUGCAUCUCCUCGCCAUGGGCGAUCCAGACCUUCGUCCAUUGCUCAAGAGUCCUCCUCUGAAUCUGAAGAUGGGGAUUCCAGAGGAGAGAUCUUUGAUGUCUACAUGGUCACAGCUGACUAUGUGCCUGCUGCACCUGACAAGGAGACCAUCACUUUGAAGGAAGGCCAAUACGUGGAAGUCCUUGAUUCUGCCCAUCCUUUGAAGUGGCUGGUCAGGACUAAACCAACGAAAUCUAGCCCCUCUCGACAGGGUUGGGUAUCUCCAGCCUAUCUGGACAAGAAGUUAAAGUUGUCACCAGAGUGGGGAACAACAGAAGCUCCUGAGUUCCCUGGAGAGUUUGUUUCUGAAGAUGAAUAUAAAAGGAAGCUGAGUGUUCUUAUUCAAGAGCUGUUGAUCUCAGAAGAGGAUUACAUUCAAGAUCUACAGUUCCUCCAGACUCACCACCUCAAGUACACUGAGACCUGUCCCAGUGUCCCAGGAGCUGUUGCCAGUCAGAAAUCUACCAUCUUCAGAAAUUUUGAUGACAUUACUCACUUCCAUUCCAGUGUCUUCCUCCGAGACUUGCAGAAAUGUGACACUGAUGAUGACGUGGCCAUGUGCUUUAUCAAGCACAAAGCAGAGUUUAAUAAGUACAUCCAGUACCUGGUGGGGCGGGUACAGGCUGAAUCGAUUGUUGUCAGCAAAGCUGUCCAGGAUUUCUACAAGAGAUACACAGAUGAAAUAUUAAUUAAUGAAGAUCCUUCACAGCCACUUAUCCCACCACUGCAGCACUACCUGGAAAAGCCCAUAAACAGGAUCCAGCAGUACCAAACUAUAAUCAAGGAAUUUAUCCGGAACAAAGCAAGAAAUAGCCAGAACUGCACUUUACUGGAACAGGCUUAUGCCAUUGUGUCUGCACUCACCCGAAGAGCAGAAAAUGACCUUCAUGUCUCACUCAUCGAGAAUUAUCCAGGGACCUUGGAAAGCCUUGGGGAACCCAUCCGACAGGGCCACUUCAUCGUGUGGGAAGGAGCUCCAGGAGCUAGAAUGGCAUGGAAAGGACACAAAAGACAUGUCUUCCUCUUCAAAAACUAUAUUGUGAUCUGCAAACCAAAGCGAGACACAAAGACAGACACCUACAGUUAUGUCUUCAAGAACAUCAUGAAGCUGAACAACAUAGACGUGAAUGACAUUGUGGAAGGCGAUGAUCGGGCAUUUGAGAUCUGGCAUGAACGGGAAGACUUAGUCCGCAAGUACCUCCUUCAGGCACGUACAGUGAAUAUCAAGAACUCCUGGGUGAAGGAUAUCUGUGGCAUACAACAGCGGAUCAGCGAGCCUGUCUGGAUACCUCCAGACUUUGAGGAAGAACUGGCGGACUGUACAGCUGAGCUGGGAGAGACAGUCAAGCUGGCUUGCAAAGUUACAGGAGUUCCCAAGCCAUCUGUAUGCUGGUACAAAGAUGGAAAGCCUGUGGAGGUUGAUCCCCAUCACAUUAUAAUAGAAGAUCCUGAUGGUUCCUGCACAUUGAUCUUGGACAACCUAACAGGUGUUGACUCAGGACAGUACAUGUGCUUUGCUUCUAGUCCUGCUGGAAACGCCAGUACCCUGGGAAAGAUCCUUGUUCAAGUGCCACCUCGGUUUGUGAACAAGGUUAGAAAUGCUUAUUUGGUUGAGGGUGAAGAUGCUCAGUUUACCUGCACUAUCGAAGGAGCACCUAGGCCUCAAAUCAGAUGGUACAAAGACGGUGUAUUGUUGAAGGAAUCGGGUAAAUAUCAGACUUUCAGUGAACCACGGAGUGGCAUAAUAGUCCUGGUGAUCAAGAACCCUUCCAAUGAAGAUAUGGGACACUAUGAAUGUGAGCUGGUGAACAGAUUAGGGUCUGCAAAAAGCGGAGCAGAACUUUACCACCACAGCGCUGCAGCCCUGACCCAGGAGAGGAGGGGAGAUCAAGCCAUUACUAUAGAAGGAAUGACUUCCUCACAGUCAGAGAUGGAGAAUACUGUCCAGGCCUCGCUUCAGCGUGCUGAUAAGGAAAUCAAGACAGCUCUAAGGAAACUCGUGGACUCGGCAUCGCUGCUGGUGACUCUUCCCCCAGGCAUGAGAGGAGGAGCCGGUGACCUUGGCUUUCCUGGGUCUGUUCCUUCAGGCCACUCACAAACAGCAUCUGGUCCCUCUGUGCUAGUUCAUGAAGCGAGUACUCAAACCCAAACUGCUGGAGAUCAUGGCAAAGCACAAAAGCAGAUUCCAGCUGCAGAAUCAAGUGGACCAAAGCCAAGCCCUUCCCUUGAAGAGACAGCAGCUGGAGAAGAAAGCACUCAGGAACGCACUAUCCCUAUUACCAGAACACCUCCAGCCACGGGGGCAGGAAACUGGUACAGAAGAGAAGGAGAUGUGGUUUGGGAUGUACACAGUGAAGUUUAUAUUGAGACUACAGAAAGAAGAUGUGUUUAUAAGACUGAGGAUAAGACCCCAACAAGUCCUCCCUAUAUGCAAGUGACAAUAGAGGAUGUGCAGGUGAAUUCUGGGGAGCAAGCCAAAUUUCAAGCAGUCAUUGAAGGAACACCUCAGCCUACUGUUUUGUGGUUUAAGGGCACCUCAUUGCUGGCAGACAGUGACAGGAUCCAUCAAGGGAAGCAGGGAACAACCUACUUCUUAGUCGUGGACAAUGCUGUCUUGGAAGACGGUGGUGUUUAUACCUGUGUUGCCAAAAAUGCAGGAGGGGAAGUGUUGUGCAAAGCAGAGCUUAUCGUACAUGAAGCUAAGAAAGACCAAGAGGCAAAGAAAGUGGCAACGAGGAGAAAGCUCCACUCCCUUUAUGAGGUUAAGCAGGAGAUUGGGAGGGGCUGCUUCAGCUUUGUGAAACGAGUUGUACAUAAAGGGAACAGAGUGUCCUGUGCUGCCAAAUUCAUACCUCUACGAAGCAAGACGAAGGCUCGAGCACAUCAAGAGAGGGAUAUUCUAGCCUCUCUAUCCCAUGACAGAAUUACCAGGCUCCUGGAUCAUUUUGAAACACGGAAAACAUUGAUUUUGAUUCUGGAGUUAUGCUCCAGUGAAGAGCUCCUUGACAGGUUAUUCAAGAAGAGUGUGGUCACUGAAGCAGAGGUCAAAUUGUAUAUCAAGCAAAUUUUGGAAGGAAUCAAAUAUCUUCAUGACAACAACGUGCUUCAUUUGGAUAUUAAGCCACUGAACAUCCUCAUGGUUUAUCCUGAAAGGGAAGACCUUAAGCUCUGUGACUUUGGAUUUGCUCAGAAGAUCACCCCCUAUGAACCUCAGUUCAGCAAAUAUGGGUCUCCAGAGUUUGUUGCCCCAGAAAUUGUAUCUCAGUCAUCAGUGUCAAAAGCAACUGAUAUCUGGGCUGUUGGAGUCAUCACAUAUUUAAGCUUAACCUGCAAGUCUCCAUUUGCCGGGGAGAACGACAGAGGAACCCUUCUAAAUAUCCAGAACGGGGAAAUUUCAUGGACCAUUCCUGAUUUUGUUCACUUGAGUGAAGAUGCAAAGGACUUCAUAAAAGGGAUCCUACAGCAGAACCCCAAAGCCAGGCCUAGUGCUUUGGACUGUCUUUCCCACAAGUGGUUCAUGCACAAUCUCCCCCUCGACGCUACUCAUUUCAUUAAUACCAAGCAGCUCAAAUUCAUUGUGGCUCGGAGCAAGUGGCAGCGGUCUCUGAUGUGCUAUAAAUCCAUACUUGUAAUGCGCUCUAUCCCAGAAAUCCUGGAAAGGACUCAUGAUAACACUUCCCUGGCCAUCUCCCGACAUCUUAUAGAAGAAAGCACUUCGUCCAGUACCAGCGGCUCCUCUUCAGACAAUGAGAACUCACAUUUCCCCAAGAAGAGGCACUUUGGCUCUACACCUGAACUGCAUUUGUCCAUAUUUGAUGCACCAAGCCACCAGGAGGCUCCAAAACAUCCGAGUGAAGAGAAGCACUCCAAAAUCUCAGUCCCUCCAGUAAAACCAAUGAGGAGGAAGUAUGCUUCAAUGAAAGCUGAGGUGGGGGACAAAUCACCUACAGAAGGUAAAGACCUCGUGGCAAGUACAUUGGAGGAGAAAAAGGAAGGGCUCCAUCCUAGACUUCAAGAUGAAAGAGCAGAGCAUUCCCAAAGAAGUGAUGCUGCUGAGCCUUCACCAGUGAGGACUUCCACAGAAAGCACACCACAGAAAGAAAGAACAGACAUAUUUUUAUCUGAUAAGGAUGGAAUUGAAAAGACUGGGGAUGGGACAGAAAAGCCACCUGUCUGUGUUCCUAGACAGAGUGUCAUUAAAAGCACUUUCUACAGCCAAGCAGCUGAGCUACCUGCAAGGGGGCCUUCCUCACCAGGCAGGGAGUUCAGGAGGCAUUUGGACAGAGCCAGAAGGACUUUCCGGAAAGCUGGAUAUUCGAAGGUGCCCCUCAGUGGUCUCCGUGAACCCCUUCUAGAACAGUUUGAAUUGGAAGAAGAAGGAAAGUCUGACGAUGGAGAUGAUCACAGAGAAAGUCUGCUUGGUUCCUUGACAAAAUCAGCUUCAUUUGACACUGCAAGGAAACCACCACAUCCUGCCAUUGCUGGUGCUAGCCGAAGCCGUUCCCUGGAUGACUACAGGUUAAGAGCUUCAAGAUCAGUGAGGGAACAAGAUAUUUUGGAAGAAGACUGUGAUAUAUUGUCACAGGAAAGUUGCCCUGAAGGCAGUGAUCACUGUGACAUUUCUUCAGGGCCUUCCAAGGGAUGUUCCGUAGAUACUUCAGAGCAAAAAGAAUUCAGGAAAGCCAGUAAGGAUUGUUCAGACCAGCUCCCUCCUUCCACACGAUGUGAGGAUAAUGGGUGCCCGGCUGGUUUUGUGCAACAGGUAGAGAGACCUCCAGUGUCACCUCACAGGAGUGAGAAUAAGAAACAUUUAUUGAAGAAGUCAAAAGCUUACGUUGAUGAGGAUGAUGAAGAUUUGGAAGGCAAAAGCCCUGAUCUGACUGCCCAGUGCUCAGGUGUAACUGCAUCAUCAGCUGAAAAACAUGAAAGCAUGGAGCAUAAAUCCUCCCCUGUCAGUGCCUCUGACACUGCUUUUCAGGAGAAUAAGCAGUCCGUUUCAACUCUUGCAUGGUCAGAGACUACGUCCAAGUCAGCCCCUACAGGUAAUGGAGCCGUGUAUUCACCCCAGGAGUCUGCUCACAGUACGGACAUCCAUUCGGAUCUAAAAGGUGGAAGCUUGCUUAACAAAAGGACAGCCCCGGUUCCACCUUGGAAAGACAAAAGGCAGAAACAUUCACAUGAGAAGACCUCUGCUCAUGGUGCUGCCAAACCUGAUCUCAUGGAGGAUGAAAGCUCUGUUGUUUUAACAGGUGCACAAACAGCAACAGAUUCACUUUCAAUAUGUAAAGACAAAAGUCAGGAUCUUCCUGGUCAAAGUGUUCCAGCACCUACUGUCUUGGUGGGCAAACAGGCAGGUACCCUAACUGCUCUACACACAGCUGAUGAAGGUGUUCAUCAGAAACUGAAGACUUGUAAAGAGGCGAGAUCUGCUGUCCUGGAGGAUGAAGGACUGGGUAUUACAGGAAUCACUCAACCAUCAGCCCAUGAUGGUAAAAGCCAAGCGCACAUGAGGGCUCCUGUUAAAGUAGACACAGCAUCAGCCAUCCUGAAGGGAGAGCAUCUUUUUGCCCCAGAAGUCCCACCACCAAAAUCAAUGCAAACUUUGGUCUCUGAUGGAGCACAGCAGGCUGAAAGAGAAUGGCCAGUUCAUAGCAAGGAUAGGCUUGCUACUCUGAGGAGUGAAAGCCCAGCUAUCGCAGAGGUUGUUUCCAGUUCGGCCCAUGAGGCUGAAAUUGAGGGAGCUAAACCCCAGAAGGUUUCUGAAGGCAGUGGCAUGGUGCCUGCUGGUCUGAAGAGCAGCCAUCCAGUUACAACUGUGUUCUCCCAAAAUACUGGCCUCCCUUCGAUCUGUGAGAGUGAAAAGCAAGAACACCCAACGGUAUCACUUCACAGUGAGGCGAGAUCUGUUGUGACCCCAAGUGGAAGCCAAGCAGCUGGACAGACCAUGCCUGCUCCCUUCCCCAAGGCUGGACAUCAGGUGUUUGAGCAGCACAGGACUGCCUAUCUCAGUGGCAGAGUUUCUGCUGAUCUAGAGGGUGUCUUAACUGCUUCAGAACCAGAAGUUGCUCCAGCUUCAGUCUAUGAGCCAGAAUAUGAGGAACACCCAAAGUUUUAUGGUCAGGCUAGAGGCUUUGCCUUAGAAAGUGGAAGCUAUGAUGCUGGCAAAACUGUCCCACCAUCUCUUCACAAGGAUCAAAGUCGGGAGGUCUCACAUCACAGGUCUUCUUUCUACAGUGAUGAGGAGUCUGCUGUGCUGGAAGGCUUAGUGGAUGAGAUGGUUUCCCUCUCUGAAGAGAUGAAUGUUUGGGCAGAGUCAGUUUCUGGUGAGGAGGAACACAGAAAGCAUAUCUCUUCUCCCACAGAGAUGUCCUACAAAAGCCCAGGUAGCCAAGCACUCACAGACACCUCCUUCCCUCCUGUAAAACGGGGGGAAAUAGAAGAAGUCUCUGAGCUGGAUGACUUUGCAGAACCCUAUCUUGUUGUGAGCGAGGAGUCAGUGGUGCUGGAAGGGCAGGAAGCACAGACAGUUCCUCAUGAAUGUGAAAAUCUGGAGGAUUUAGCAUUUGAAAGCGCCAUUUCUAGCCAAGUGAGUGUUUCCUCAACAGACAGCAUGGACACUGGAAAAAGACCCAGUCAAGUCUCAGUGAGCAAGAACACUGGUAAAUACCCAGAAGUUUCUUUAGUGAAAAUCAAAGACCUCUCAGAUGAGACACCCAGCCUUGGCAGUGGAACUCAAAAAUUUGACAUCUCAGAGGUAGAACCUGCCUAUUUGAAUUUCUCUGACUUGUAUGACAUUGUCUAUUUUCCGUUUGAAUUUCUGAACUAUAAGAAGCCUUCACCCAAACCACCUGGUAGACGGUUUAUACCUUUUGGUGAAAGGGCAAGGUCACCUCCUGCAGGACAUUUGCAUAAGGAUAAAAGACUGUGCAUCAGAGAAGAGGCAGCAGACAAGAACAGGAAGAAUCGUUUGGAAAUAUCUGAGGAUUCGAAGGCAACUCAAUUAUUAGCCACAGGGAAAGGGUCAGAGAGUCAUAAAGAAAUGUAUGGCCUCCAAAAGGACUCAAGUGGUAAGCAGAAAAGCUCCUUCUACAACAAGCCAGGACUCUUUAAGCCAUAUGCAAGGUCUCAUUCUGUGGAGCAGUCAGUGGAGCUGAGUCUGAAGAAGAAAGUAAAAGCUUCAGUUGCCCAUAUUUCAAAAAUCCUAAAAGGAAAGAUAUCUCCUGAGCCAGAGACAGAGGAAGAGUUUGGUGAGCUGGGAAGUGAUGCAGUAGAAAAAGAAGUGUUAACAGGGGCUGAAGGAUCUCUGAAGAGGAAAUCAGCACUCUCUUCAUUCAAGUUAUCAAGCCUGAUGCCAAAGGAGAAAGCACCUUCAUUCACGGAGGAGCUCAUUGAUCAGGCUGCUGCUGUUGGACAGUGUGUGACGCUGUCAUGCCGGAUGGCAUCUCACUCCUCUGUGCACAUCAACUGGUUCAGAGAUGGGAUACCUGUCCAUGGCAGCAGCCGGAUCCUCAUUUCAGGCACACUCAAAAACUUCCAGCUGUUAACUAUUCUCUCUGUUAAUGCUGAUGAUUUUGGUAUUUACACCUGUGUAGCCACAAACUCCCUGGGCUCAGCAUCCACCUCUUGCGUCAUAAGAAAAGCAGAGGUUCCUCCCAGCCCUCCGCCCCCUGACAUCGUGGAGGUCUACGAGGAUGGAGCGCAGGUGGUCUGGAAACCUGUGGAAACCAGCCUCCCUGUCCGUUACACCGUCCAGUGCAAGAGCGAAGAUGGAGAGUGGACAACUCUUGCUUCUGACAUUGCUGACUGCUGCUACCGUGCCAAGAAUCUCUCCAAGGGGUUUCUCUACUACUUCAGGAUAGCCUGCACCAGUAAAGCAGGAAUGGGGCCUUAUAGUGAUCCAUCUCCCAAAGUGAAAAUCAUUGGGAAGGACCAAAUGGAGCUUCGUGCUGCAAUGCAGAUCUUCCCAUCGGCUGCUACUGAAGAAGAGAGUGAAAUAAUCGCACCAUCUGAGCCUUUCCCAACCUACCAGACCUACGCCUUCCAAACAGAGAUCAAAAGAGGGCGUUUCAGCAUUGUCCGACAGUGCAGGGAAAAAGUAAGCGGCAAGACUUUAGCUGCUAAAAUUAUCCCUUACUGGCAAGAGGACAAGCAGACUGUGCUCCUCGAGUACCAAGUCCUGAGGAAGCUUCAUCACACAAACAUAGCUCAGCUGAAGGGAGCCUAUGUCAGCCCACGGCACUUAGUGUUGAUCCAGGAGAUGUGUGUGGGACCAGAGCUACUCCACUCUUUGGCACUACGGACGUCGUACUCAGAAGUGGAGGUCCGAGAUUACCUGUGGCAGAUCCUCAGUGCCAUUGAGUAUCUCCACGCACACAGCAUCCUGCACUUGGAUGUCAGAUCUGAAAAUAUGAUCAUCACUGAGCCCAACCUGCUGAAACUCCUGGAUUUCGGCAAUGCACAGUUCUACACACAAGACAAAAUUAUUACCAUGGACAAGUGCACAGAUUAUGUUGAAACCAUGGCUCCAGAACUGCUGACAGAGCAAGGAGCCCUCCCGCAGACUGAUAUCUGGUCCAUCGGAAUCACAGCCUUCAUCAUGUUGAGCGCCAACUACCCUGUCAGCUCUGACGUACCCUGUGAGUUUCUAAGAACAACCAGGAAGGGUAAAGUGAAGCUCACGCGGUGCUACGCAGGUCUCUCCGGGGGAGCGGUAUCAUUUCUCCAGAGCACACUGUGUGCAAAUCCCUGGGGAAGGCCAUCAGCUUCAGAGUGCCUCCAGAGCCCAUGGCUGCAGGAGACAGGUUUGGACAACAGACAGCAGGCACUGGUUACCUUCCCUACCACCAAACUGAGGAAUUUCCUCACCGAACGGGAAAAGAAGAGAGGCCUCUUGUGCUCCAAGUAUGGCCUCAUGAUUGCACAGUGACGUGGAUGUCUCAUUAGAUGUGAAUUGUCUCCCUCUCCCUGUUUGCACUUAGUGUUUGGUACCAAAGAGUCCUGCCAAGUUGUUGUGCAUCAGCUGAGUUGGGUUAACUGCUCUCCAUGGAUGCUGUUUAGCAUAACUGAGCAAAGUAAUCCAUUUUACAUGCAUUACCAAAAGGUAAGAACAAAAAUAUAGACCUAACAUGGCUCAGCUGAGUAACAGUAACUUGACAGUACAUGUGUCACGUGGCUGCACGCUUCCUGGAAUAACCAGGAGUGAUUUCCAUAGCCAUUUCUAAAUGGGACUCGCUACCUGCCCCAAGCAGCUUUGUAUAUCCUUCCUUUAGAUCAGAAAGUCUCCAUGUGUGCAAAUGUUGGCACUAACUUCUGCCCCUGGCCCCAGGACAUGAUAACCAGACACGUUUUAGGAUGUUACCACACUGCUCAUCCCACAGUGACCUCCACAGCAAUGUCUGAGUGACUGGUGGGUUUUCCACCCACCUGCAAUCCAACAGAAUUCAAUGACCAGUUACGAUGGGAAAAUAAGGAAGAGUGAGCAGGUUUUUUGUCUGGUGUUAAACAGCAAUGUACCUUCAGGCUUUGGAACAACUAGAUAAAGGCAUGAGCAACAGGGCCUGAGCCAACUGCUGACUUUGCUUUGAGCAGAAGCUUGGUCUAGACAUCUCCUGAGCUCCCUCUCAGCCUGAUUUGUCCUGUGAUCCCAUGUCUCUGCCAAGUGCCAGACAGAGCCGGAGUGGUGGGACUGUGCUAGCAUCCACCAGCAGCCACAAACAACAUGUCACUUCCCUGGCCAAGUUCUCCACCAUUCCCACAGGGCUUGACCUGAGAUUAAACACGGGGACCGAGGAGAGGUCUCCUAGCUCUGGAGCAACAAGAGGCUGAGGAAGGAGGAAGUAGGUGUUACUUGUGAGACAGUGGAGAUUUUAAGCAGGGCUUUUCACACUCUGUGAGGAAACUCCUUCCUGCCCAAGUCACAAGAAACAGAAGAGCCAGUCUCCAUGAAAGCAGCCUUGAAGCUUGACCCUGUAGCACAAGGUGUAUACAAGGAGGACAGCAACAAUGGGGCUUUCCAGUAACUGGUUAAUUGUACGUCUUCCUCACCCUGCUCCUGCAAGAGGCCACAGCUUGCUUAGAUUUGAGAAGUUAGCUUUCUCUGUGGCGCCCAAGCUGACCCUCCAUAGGCCACUGCACACCCAGUAAGAUUUCUGUUGCACAGGCUUUACUCUUGCUGGUACACUUUGGGAUGGAAAGCUUAGUGCCAGGGGGCAACCCAUCUAAGCAUAAAACUUUAUAGCAGAUUAACUCAUUUGGAGCUUUCACGUUCUUCUGUAUAUGACUCAAACAAAGUGGGUUUUUUUGCUUCUCACAACUGCACGCAUUCGAGCAUGUCUGAAGUCUUUUAUAGACCCAAUACUGUUUGGAUAAAUAAACCAUUCUGAUGAGGAAGUAAA